GGGUUGAUAAGGGCUACAGGCUCUUCUCGUUCCCUAAGGGUAAGAUAAAUGGGUUGACAAUAUGCGACGAGAUAAGUGGACACCGACCAUCUCUUCGCGAUUGUGUGAGGUACAUUUUGAAGAUUCCCAAUUCGAAGCUCACCGCAUUGAUGGCUGGAGAAAACUUAAACCGAAUGCAGUCCCAACGCUUUUCGAUGUGCCCAACCCCCCGCACAGUGGGUCGAAACAUAGCAAAACCUGGACAUAGGAUUCCAAUCGUUGUGCAA
This is a messenger RNA of Cyphomyrmex costatus, 266 nucleotides long. RefSeq names its product THAP domain-containing protein 4. The transcript has 2 exons. The coding region runs from base 62 to 247 and encodes 61 amino acids. The record is from RefSeq and is a predicted model, not a curated record. NCBI's taxonomy places the organism in Eukaryota, Metazoa, Arthropoda, Insecta, Hymenoptera, Formicidae.